This is a messenger RNA of Hippocampus comes (tiger tail seahorse), 2568 nucleotides long. It is a transcript of the gene pals2b, whose product is annotated as protein associated with LIN7 2, MAGUK p55 family member b. Gene Ontology annotation, molecular function: protein binding. Lineage: Eukaryota; Metazoa; Chordata; Actinopteri; Syngnathiformes; Syngnathidae. Bases 9 to 1757 code for a protein of 582 amino acids. The transcript is spliced from 12 exons. The record is from RefSeq and is a predicted model, not a curated record.
GCUCGGCGAUGGUCAUGGCCAUGGAGGAUGCCAAUGUGGCGCGGACGGAGGAGGCGGAAGAGGCGCAAGGAGUGACGUCACCGCCGGCAGUGGACGCGCCGGCGGUGGCCAACCAGGAAGCGGUUACAUCUGGAGCCGUGCAGGAGGCGUUGGAUAAUCUCGGUGAGGUGACUGCCUCCGGGGGCGCCAAAGACAUCGACCUUCUCUUCCUCCGCGGCAUCAUGGAAAGCCCCAUUGUACGCUCCCCGGUUGAGGCUUCCGAACAGCUGGAGGAGGUGAAGCUGGAGGCGGUGCAGGACAACAACAUGGAGCUGGUGACGGAGAUCCUGGGCGACAUCAGCGGCCUCAAAGUCAGAGACGACAGUGCGGCCGAACUGUCCAGGAUCUUGCAGGAGCCGCACUUUAAGUCCCUUCUGGAGGCACACGACAUGGUGGCCUCCAAAUGCUAUGAAGUCCCGCCCCCUGCCGAGAUGGCCAAUGACGCGGCGGUGAACAGCGCUCUCAUGCAGGCGGACGCCGUGCGCAUGAUCGGCAUCCGGAAGAAAGCCGGGGAGCCUUUGGGCGUCACCUUUCGCGUCGAGAAAGACGACCUCGUUAUAGCCAGGAUCCUCCAUGGCGGCAUGAUUGACAGGCAAGGACUACUGCACGUGGGCGACAUAAUCAAGGAAGUGAACGGCAAAGACGUGGGCAACAAUCCCACCGAGUUACAGGACAUGCUCAAGGACUGCAGCGGAGGGAUCACCCUUAAAAUACUGCCCAGCUACCGUGAUGCCCCCGCACCCCCGCAGGUCUACGUGCGGCCCUACUUUGACUACGACCCGGCCAGCGACAAUCUGAUCCCUUGCCGGGAGGCCGGCAUGGCUUUCAAGCGAGGUGACAUCCUUCAGAUUGUCAACAGAGAAGAUCCCAACUGGUGGCAGGCUUGUCAUGUCGUGGGCGGGGCGACGGGGCUGAUACCUAGUCAGUUCUUGGAGGAGAAGAGGAAAGCUUUUGUUCCACGGGACUUCGAUGGAUCAGGCAUCUUGUGUGGCACUAUUGCCGGGAAGAAAAAGAAGAAGAUGAUGUAUUUGACCGCCAAGAAUGCAGAGUUUGACAGGCACGAGCUGCAGAUCUACGAAGAAGUGGCCAAGGUUCCACCAUUCCAGAGAAAGACGCUAGUUCUAAUUGGUGCGCAGGGCGUGGGCCGACGAAGCCUCAAGAACCGGCUGAUGGUCCUUCAGCCCACCCGCUUCGGAACCACUAUACCAUAUACAACUCGGCGCCCCCGCGACGAGGAACUGGACGGCAACUCGUACCACUUCACUUCCAGGACAGAGAUGGAGGUAGACGUGAAGGCCGGCCGCUUCCUGGAGCACGGCGAGUACGACGGCAACCUGUACGGCACCAAGAUCGAGUCCAUCCACGAGGUGGUGGCGGCCGGGCGGACGUGCAUCCUCGACGUCAACCCACAGGCUCUGAAGGUCCUGAAAACGGCAGAGUUCAUGCCUUACGUGGUGUUCAUCGCCGCACCCGACUUCGACACUCUCAAGGGCAUGCACACAGCCGUCGUGGACGCGGGCCUCACCACCAAACAGCUCACGGACGUGGACCUGAGGAAGACGGUGGAUGAGAGCGCGCGCAUCCAGAGGGCUUACGACCACUACUUUGACCUGACAAUCACCAACGACAACCUGGACAAAGCCUUCGACACGUUACAGGCCGCCGUAGACAAACUGCGUGCUGAAUCUCAGUGGGUCCCAGUGAACUGGGUGUACUGAGGACCCCCUCGGCCUGCGCACGCGUAAGUGUGUCCGUUUGGGCCCGGAAGGAGGAGGAACACGAGGAUAACCAAGAGCUACUUCUGUAAAACAAGACAAAUAUUCUGGUUGAAUUUGAACACUCUCCGUCCUCGUGGCCACGCACACCACGCAACUUUUUUCUACUUCGACUCAAAGGGAAAGAGUGCUUAUUUAUUAUAUAACUUUUUAUUAAAGCUCUUUCUAUACGAUGUGGAAGUGCAGCAAAGAAUAAGGGGCAUCUUGUAUUUUUUUUUUUCUUUCUAUGUCUAUGUUUCAGUUUGCUGUCCAUGUUUCAUCAUCAGAUCCAUCUUUUUUCUGGUGAUACCAGAGGGCUUAAUUUUGUUUUUGUGUGUGGAGAAAAGUCAUACUUGUUCACGAUCAAACACUGUUCAUUUUUUUUUUGAUAGUUUUUGUUGAACGUGGUUAUAGUUUUGAGUGUACUUUUUUGUCAUAAAUGAUUCUGCCUGCCUGCCUGGAGCACAUGACCUUCACACUGUCCUCAUCUUCAAGCCAACGUGUUCAUGUUUAACAUAUGUGAAAGUCGCGAAAAUUCUACACUACAACCUUAAGAGGAAACCUCUCGUAGACUGCAGAAAAUAAUCGUUUCACUUACAUGUACGUCUAUUUGUUAAAAGUGAAAUUGUUCAUGUUUUUCCUUUUUUUAAUUCCCAGUGCCACAUUGUAGGAAACCCGCUGCCUGUUGAACGGGUUUUCAUCACUCUGUCAAAGGAUUUGUUUCUACAUUUUUACCUGCAAAGUUAAGAUGAAUAAAGGUGACUGCAUUUCAACA